Thermothielavioides terrestris NRRL 8126 is the source of this 1413-nucleotide messenger RNA. RefSeq lists its product as uncharacterized. Lineage: Eukaryota; Fungi; Ascomycota; Sordariomycetes; Sordariales; Chaetomiaceae. Bases 1 to 1413 code for a protein of 470 amino acids. The record is from RefSeq and is a predicted model, not a curated record. The transcript is spliced from 4 exons.
AUGAAGUACGAAACUGCUUUGGUUGCCCUCGCGGGCGUUGCUUCGGCCCGCGAGCUGCCGCUCUUUGGCAAGAUGGCAAAGCGCGAGGUUCCCCAGGAGCACUCGCACCAGGCGAUUGUCGCCGCCACCGACGCCGCCCUGAAGCUCAACAAUCCUCUCCAGAUCCAAGACGCCGUGUUUGCUCUCUUGGGCAACAAAGCUGCUGCGGAGGGCGCCCCGAAUGUCGCCAAUCUGGACUGCCUGCAGCAGAUCGUCGCCGACCAGGCCUUUACCAACGCCAAGGCCGCUGGCGACCUCAACGGACAGAUCAACGCCAUCCUGUUCCGCGCCCUUGAGCGCAACACCGGGAGCGUCGGCUUGGCCAGCGUUACCUGCAACGAGACAGCCACCAACCCAGAGAUCGCUAGCAUCCAGCAGCACCAGGACCCUGCCUCCCCCGAGGCCUCGCAGAACGCCGACAUCGAGCUGGCUGUUGCGAAGUCGCUGGCCUCGAUCGGUGCGGACCCCACCCUUGCUCUCCAGAGCGCUACUUUCCCCCCUGGCCAGAUCGGUGAUCCGACGGCCAAGGGCAACACCUGCGACGACGCGAAUGAUCCGAAGGGCUGCAUUUUCACCCUGAACCUCCUCACCCCUGCGGUCAGCGAGGCUGAUAUCCAGGCUGCCCUGGAUCCGCAGCUGGCAAUGCCAGUGAUGCCGGAGCUGGUGCCGAUGCCUGUGCGUGAACAACGUCCUCCCACUAGCGAAGCCGCCGGCGCUGCUGCCAACGCUACUGCUGGUGCCAACGCUGGUGCUGCUGCCAACGCCGGCCAAGCUUCCAGCGGUACCGUCAAUGUGCAGACCUUCACCGGCUCCCUCGGUGGUCCCCCGCCCCCGGUCGAAAGCACCGCCGGCGCGGCCCGCCCUUUCUCGGUCAACGGCGACACUUUCCUAAACGAAGGCGCGGCCAUCCAGCGCUCGUGCGCUGUGCAAAAGAACGCUUGCGCCAAUGCCGCCAACUCGGGCCAGCUCCAGGGCGGCACGGCCCAGUGCGAUGCCCAGGAAGCCCAGUGCCUGGCCGCCGCCAACGCGAAGAAGGCGCGCCGCUCGGCCGCCUCCCGCCGCUCGGCCGCCGCCCGUCGCCAGGCUGGCGCACUCGACUUUGGUAGCUGCGGCAGCCCGGCCAUUCAGUUUGCCGCCGGUCUGGAUGGCCGCAAGGAGGAGAGCUUCCAGAACGUGAAUACCAAGGACUUCAACCACGGGUCGGCGCUGAACAUCAAGGUCAUUGCCGACUUCACCUGCCAGCGCCUGCAGAGCACCUGCAAGGCUUCGGACGCGACGGUCCAGGCGUGCCAGCAGGCAUCUCAGGCUGCUCAGGCGGCCUCGGGACAGGCUGCCGCGGAUGCGUUCAACUCGGCCCUCGGUGUGUCGGCUUAA